AUGCAAACACAAAAUGAAAUGAUUUAAACUCCUACAUUAUUAGAUAUUAAGUAACUAAAUUAUUCAUUUGUUUAAGAAAUCAAAUCAGAUCAAGAAAUUUGUUCAAUUCAAUAAUAAUUAAAUUCUUAUUUGCAACAAUUUUAUUGCUUAACCUUAGUCUUUAAGUCUAAUUUUAAGUCAACAAAAUAAUGAUGUUUAUAAUACUUUAAACAUACCAAUUUAUUGAUUUGUUGAAUUAUUUCUAUCAUUACUUUUAGUUGAAAAGCUAGCAUGUUCGAUUGUAAUUAUAAUAUAGUAUUUAGAAAAAAGAAAAGAAUACACAUUUACUUACUUACAGCAUUCUUAGACAGUUUAUUUAUUACUUCAUUUUUAAUAUUAGAAAAAUCAGGAUACACUUUUUACUUAUAUAGCAAUGCUCUACUCGCCUUGAGCGUAAUACUCAAUCUUUAUCCAUUGUAUUUUAACAAUAAAAUGCAAGAAUCAAUAUAAAAAUUGAACAAAACAUCAAUUAUUUUUCGAUUAUAUAUUUUGAUUUGUUCGAUAUUUGUGAGUUUAAAAUUGGAUAAUAUCAUAAAUUGGGAAUGGAGUGCUGUAUUAUGGCCUUUAUGGGUUGGCUUGUUUAGUUCGAUUAUAAUUAGUAUUGGUAGCCUAAUCAUAACAUUCAAUAUGGUAGUUUAAUAUUUAUUUGAGUAAUUGACGACUUAAAAAUCUAAAAGUAAUCAUAUUGCAUAUAAAUAGUAAUUUCUUAUAUAUGGCUAACCAAAUUGUCUAUUUUUGCAACCAUAAGCAUAGGACUUACAUCUUUAGGCUAUUUAGAUUACUUAACAAAGAAACCAAAUUACUCGAAGAAUUUCAUAAUCCUUCAAUAUUUCAUAAUAGCUGAACUCAUUAUCAUAAUGUUCUAUUCAGUUUAUUUCCAUUCUUAAAUAAAUGAAUACAUUUUCAGUAUCCUCCAAGAUGACGAACCAUUAAGUACCUAAUAACAGUUAUCAGCACAUACUCAACGAAACAAUUAAACAUUAUAAAAUUUGAAUGUGCUUUCUUCAAGAACAGGAGUGCCGUAAGUAAUGCAGAAGAUCUCCAAAGCCUAUUUUAGUAUUCCGAAUGGAAGAGAAAAGUAUGUAAGGGAUUCUAUACAUGGUUCUCCUGUGAUCAAGCAAUCAUCAAAAGGACACAAAAGAGCUUUUUCUAGUUAAGGCAUGGGAACUUAGGUGUUUCAAGAAUCAGAUUUCAAAAUAUUUGAUAAACAAUCAUGUGUCAUAAAUUAAGUAAAUACAAAUAGAACAAGGUCUUAGGUCGAAAAAAAAAGAAGCAAUUCUUAAUUAAUAACUGUAAUUAGUAAAAAUAUCGAAGAUUGCUAGAGAUGAAUCCAUCCAAAACUAGAGAUUAGACAUCAGUUAGACUAGCAAUGUUUGUAUAGUUUGUUAUGAGCGAGGGCCGAAUGCUGUGUUUAUGAAUUGUGGACAUGGAGGUACAUGCUAUUAGUGUGCACUUGAUAUUUGGAAAUAAAAAAUGGAGUGUUACUUAUGCAGAGUUGUAAGUGAUUUCAUCUGAAUUUAGAAAAUUGUUUAUAUUUUGAAAGUAGAUCUUGAGGAGAGAUUCGGAAAUCUUUUCAAAGUUAUUUCAACUACUUAAAUGAUAGAUCAAUUCAACAAAUGA
Messenger RNA from Paramecium octaurelia, 1659 nucleotides. The record is from the annotation of a GenBank genome assembly. Lineage: Eukaryota; Ciliophora; Oligohymenophorea; Peniculida; Parameciidae.